Emiliania huxleyi CCMP1516 is the source of this 864-nucleotide messenger RNA. RefSeq lists its product as hypothetical. Lineage: Eukaryota; Haptophyta; Isochrysidales; Noelaerhabdaceae. The record is from RefSeq and is a predicted model, not a curated record. Bases 1 to 864 code for a protein of 287 amino acids. The transcript is spliced from 2 exons. Gene Ontology annotation, molecular function: RNA endonuclease activity.
AUGGACCAUCCGAGCGACGAUGAGAGCGCCCUCUCCUAUAGGUGGGACUUGGACCACAACCGCCUCAAGCCGGGUAAGGACUAUGUGCUCAACGUUGGCGGAGGCAAGACCAUCUGGGAGCGGGGGGACGCCGCUGAGGAGCGCCUCUUUGAACGGGUCGAGGAGGAGGUCUUCAGCCGCGAUACCUACCGGGCCUUCAUGCAGCUCCUCGAUAACUACGACCGCAGGCGCAGCGCAGCGGCCAUGCCCUGCAGCCCUCCCCGCCUACCCCCCCCCCCCCCCUCUCACCCGGCCGCCCUUACCCGGUUGCCUGUGGGGCAAUACCUCUGGAAGUACCUGCAGGCUAAGCAAAAGGCGCCAAAGUCGAGCCGUGCCUUUGCACAGCAAAUCUUCAAGGUGUGGUUCAAGUCGUUCGGGCGCGGCGAGGCCAAGGGGGCGAGCAGCGGUUUCGAGCACGUCUUCCUGGGCGAGGAGGACACGACGCCCGAUGGCCGGAUCACCAUAGCCGGCUUCCACAACUGGAUCCAGUUCUACUUUGAGGAGCGCUGCAAUCACCUGGACUACCGUGGCUACAUCCUGCCCAAGCGGCGCGGCCGGCGCCCCGACGAGCCGCCCGACGGCACCGAGCACUUCCUCUCGGUGCAGUUCGAGUGGGAGGGCGAGACCAAGCCCGUCUCCGGCAUGUUCGUCGGCGUCUCGCCCGAGUUCGAGCUAGCGCUCUACACGCUGCUCUACUACGAGGGGGGAGACAACAACAAGCUCCACCUCGGCGACGUCGACGUCAACCUCCGGGUCUACCGGCUGGACCGCAUCGGGUGCAUCUCCUCCGCCUUCCCCGAGGCGGCGGACAGCCUCGACGCAUGA